Messenger RNA from Tachysurus fulvidraco (yellow catfish), 1767 nucleotides. RefSeq names its product chromobox homolog 8a (Pc class homolog, Drosophila) (gene cbx8a). The coding region runs from base 125 to 1198 and encodes 357 amino acids. NCBI's taxonomy places the organism in Eukaryota, Metazoa, Chordata, Actinopteri, Siluriformes, Bagridae. The record is from RefSeq and is a predicted model, not a curated record. The transcript is spliced from 5 exons.
ACUCCGGUCCCAUGGCAACAAUUUAGAACGUGAUGACGUCUUUGCCAGCGAGUAUUAUGGGCUGUCCGUGAUUACACUGGCCGAGGUUGUAGCGGAGGAAAAAAACCGUGGGGUAGAAGUAAACAUGGAGCUCUCCGCUGUCGGGGAGAGGGUUUUCGCGGCCGAAUCCAUCAUCAAGCGGCGCAUAAGAAGAGGGCGGAUGGAGUAUCUGGUGAAAUGGAAAGGCUGGUCUCAGAAGUACAGCACCUGGGAGCCAGAGGAAAAUAUUUUGGACGAGCGUCUGUUCGCUGCUUUCGAGGAGAGAGAGCGUGAAAGAGAAUUAUAUGGGCCGAAAAAGAGAGGACCCAAACCAGAAACUUUCUUACUGAAGGCAAAGGCUAAAGCAAAAGCCAAAAGUGACGAUUUCCGAAGGGAAAUGUCAAGAGAGAUUAGAGUUUCAUUCCCCGUUGCAGAACCAGUUGUAACACCUCGAGCUCGAGAAGGGCUAAGAACAGUUGUACCUACUAUCUUCCCCCCAAGUGCUGUCAACAGAGGAGAAAGUGUUCGUGUUCGAUCACCAGAGCCAGAGAGAAGAUCUCGACCUCCUGUAUCUCCAACACAUACUCUUAUCGACUCGGUUAACACACCAAAAAAGAGAGGACCAAAACCAAAGUUGCGGUUUCCUGUUAGCACCCCUAGCAGCAGCUGUUCACCCACUGAACCUGUUAAGAGAAGGGCAGAUGAACAUUUAUCAUUUAGUUCAGCUAAAAUUUCCAGGCCUGUUCAUCAUUCAGGAGAAACAUCCAACUGCAGUGUUAUCCAGUUAACUCAGAGGUUUCAAGCAGAAAGCAGUAAGCCUCCUAAACAGCUUGGGUGCGGAUCGAGUAGCAGUGUGGCUCUUGGAGGCACUCUGCGAAAAACAGCUCAUGAUAUUUUGGGACACGGCACAAAGCAUUUUUCAAGUGGCCCGUCAGAUCCACACACCAAGAGAAAACAUCUUUCCAAGAACAGUUUCUUUCAGCCUGAUGACCUGCCCAUUGAUCACUUAUCUCCAGAAUACCCUGUACAACAGAAUCUUGGAGAUGAAGAUGAAGAAUCCUGGAUCCCGUGCCUAAAGAACAUGGAGAAAAUUGUUGUGACAGAUGUGACAAGCAAUGCACUGACUGUAACGAUUAAGGAGAGCUCAACAGACCAUGGCUUCUUCAAAGAACAAAGAUGACUUGUGUGUUUCUUGGCCAAAUGAUGUAAAUACCUAUAAAAUAUUAUCUAUCCAGUAACAAUCCAUGUUUCUAUAAUUUCUAGACUAACUGUACAGCACGUCUUUGAAUCAUGUAAAUAUGUAACAGAAAUAGUCUGCAUAUACAUUUUCAUUCAUAUUUUCUAUGAAAAUGAAGUUUAUUUUUUUACUUCCCAAGGUAUCUGUAAUGUCCAGAGAUUAGUUUGUUUGGGUUAGCCUUCGUCAGCUGUAGUGCGAGUGAGCGCACAGUGACGAAUAAACGCAAUGCAGUGACUACGUACGAAACGCGUACUAACGUACUAAAUAGUAAUAGCACCGUGCGGCACGUGCCAACGUGCUUAUUUACUGCUUGGUACGCUAGUAUGUUUUUCGAGAGUAUAUACGCUAGGCCUUUUUCAACGCACGGCACCUUUUAUCCAGGGGGAACCAGUAAGUUCCUUCUGUAUCUCUCAUUUAUUGUAUUGUGUGACUAGUUUGUGUAUAUUUGAAGGUCUAGCAUUGUCGUGUAUCAAAGCACAAAGUAAAUAUGAAUAUAAAUGCUGAUCAAACCA